GGCAAAAUGAACUGGACAAUUUUUUUGAUUUUUCAUUCACAAUAUUACUCUAAAUACACUUAUAGCACGUCAAGAAAACCCAAAAAAUAAAAAAAUGCAUGGCGAAGGCUUUUGAAGAAGACAGAUCAGAAUCGGGGGGAGGGAUCCCACCCACGAGAUCAAGCUCCAACCCUCUCCCUCACCACCAUUCUCAAGAACCUCCUCUGAAGAGAAAAUUACCUAUAGAAACAAAUCCAGAAAAGGGCACACUUCUUGAAACUCAACAAUGUCUCCUCCUCCAGCCGUUGUCACCUAGCAGAAAAUGCCUCUUUCUGAAAACUCCCCCCUUUUUCACCAGCCUUUGAACCCUUAUUUAUACCAAAAGUAAAAAGCAAAGGAAAAAAAUAAAAGAACCUAGAUCUAUCCCUAGCCUUCUGAUCUAGCCCUUUUCUUAUCCACCCUUGAUCCUUAAAACGCCAAAAUUGAACCCCUUUAGCCUCUGGACAGCUGUUGAUUUCUCCAGGCUAGAAAGCAAAGGACAGAAAGCUUUUUUUUUUUUUUUUUUUUUUUUUUUCUUUGUCUUUUGUACAGGUCUCCUAAAGUGACAGAGCAAGUGCAGAAUGGGCUGUAGGGGCAGGGGCGUAGCAGUGCAGAAGCAGGACCACAGCAGUAAAGUACAGCAAGCAGGAGGCGCGGCAACAAGGUGUAGGGGUGCAGGCGUGCAGCCUCAAUGCAGCAAGCAAGGGUGCAGGCAGCAAGUUUAGGGAGCAAGUUGGUUCAGGAAAAGAAGAUUCUGGAGAGCAAAAGGAUUUUAACUUUUUUUUUUUUUUUUUUGGGUUUUUGGGUUUUUGUCAUUUUUUUUGGGUUUGGGUCUUGGUUUUUUUGUUUUUGUGAUUUUUGGGUAAUGGUGGGCUUGGGUUUUUGGGUUUUUAGUUUUGGGUUUGGAUAAUUCAGUGGGCUUAAUUGAAAUGGGUUGGUGUUGGGUUUGCAAAUUUGAUGAAUUUCACCCUCAAACUUUUGAUUCCU
Rubroshorea leprosula is the source of this 1005-nucleotide messenger RNA. NCBI's taxonomy places the organism in Eukaryota, Viridiplantae, Streptophyta, Magnoliopsida, Malvales, Dipterocarpaceae. The record is from the annotation of a GenBank genome assembly.